Tremella mesenterica DSM 1558 is the source of this 416-nucleotide messenger RNA. RefSeq lists its product as uncharacterized. Lineage: Eukaryota; Fungi; Basidiomycota; Tremellomycetes; Tremellales; Tremellaceae. The coding region runs from base 9 to 206 and encodes 65 amino acids. The record is from RefSeq and is a predicted model, not a curated record. The transcript has a single exon.
GAACGAUAAUGACAAGUCGACUACGUCUCUCUCACCGCCUCGUCGGUAUCCGAUCUUCGGCAGGUUUGUGUCCGGUCUAUACAAGUCGAAGUUAUGAGUUCGGAAGCUUAUGCCUCGAGGUUGAGAAUGAUGAGAUGGUUUUUGGUAUAUUACAAGAAAUGGGGUUUGAAGUGGAUGAUCAACGAUGUGGAGGUGAGAUGAAAUAAAUACACAGACAGACGUAAGACAAGGGGAGUACGGCGUGGAUUCCCGAGCGGGAGAAGAUGCGAAUCCUGCUCUCGUCCGAUGAUGAAAGAACUUUGGGGGAAAGAGACAAGCUCGUCGUAGGUUGUCCGUUUGUCGGAUUGUUCGGGGCUGUCAGUAUAGCCAGAGUAGUGUACAGAGUAUGUACACCGUGUAUCCUUGUAAAAGUAGGA